UAGGUCACUAAUAUGGGCCGUGAGAAAAUAUCAACAAGGCUGAGUCAACAACCAAUCAGAAGCCUGCGUUUGUCUACCUAACUUCUGAUAAACAACCAAUCAGAUGACUGCGCUUGUCUAUAAUAAUGUAGUUGAAAUAUGUAUAAAUACGUGUUGAUUUUCAUAAUAAAACGAUCUGUUGCCUGGCCCUUGUCUUCUGUUGUUACAUUUGGUGUCGCUGCCUACCGACAAAUGAAAAGCCUAUACCCUGCAGUUUUUGAUGGAGACAUAUGGAUCUUCGGGCAGGACUUCAAGGCUUCUGCGCAGUUGAGUGGCGUUCAAAAUCUGUCAGCGAUGGAGCUGCUACUUGAGACGCUGCUGGGAGGUCGGGCGAAAGCAGCAUAUGAAGGUGUGGGCCGAAGUAUGGACGAAUGUUCGACAGGGUCAGGCAAACAGUUUCCAAAGUGGGAAGGACCACAUAUGGUCACUUCGAGAUGGGGUUACGCAGACACAGUCGCAAUGGCGAACAAUGAGAGGCGCGUGAACGUCAGCGAGCUCCAAAAAUGGAUACAGCGAGACAAGCCAACGAUGACAACUGCAGCAAGUAGAUCAAGCCGACUUCAGUCGCACGUAUUUGACAGGGGGACGAGUGUGGUGAGAGCAGGCUGCUAGCCGAUUGGUUGGCACUAAUCUACGUUAAGGUCUAGGUCACUAAUAUGGGCCGUGAGAAAAUAUCAACAAGGCUGAGUCAACAACCAAUCAGAAGCCUGCGUUUGUCUACCUAACUUCUGAUAAACAACCAAUCAGAUGACUGCGCUUGUCUAUAAUAAUGUAGUUGAAAUAUGUAUAAAUACGUGUUGAUUUUCAUAAUAAAACGAUCUGUUGCCUGGCCCUUGUCUUCUGUUGUUACA
Messenger RNA from Trichobilharzia regenti, 890 nucleotides. The record is from the annotation of a GenBank genome assembly. Lineage: Eukaryota; Metazoa; Platyhelminthes; Trematoda; Strigeidida; Schistosomatidae.